UUAACAGAUGCGGGUGAAAGAUCCAUCAAGGGCUAACCCUGAGAAAACCAAGAGAAACAAAAGGCCUAAUAAGCCACAGGAUGAAGACUCUUCAGAUGACAUUGCAGGCUUAACCUGCCAACAUGUAAGUCAAGCAGUGGAUGUACAUCUUGUAAAGCGGGCAGUAGCUCAGAAUGUUUGGUCAAUAUGUUCAGAAUGUUUGAAGGAGAGGCGAAUAAGCGACAGUGAACAAGUAAUGCCUUCUGAUAUAUGGCUGUGCCUCAAAUGUGGUUCUCAGGGCUGCAGUCAAAACUCAGAAGACCAGCAUUCUCUGAAACACUUUCAGACAUCACGCACAGAGCCUCAUUGCAUUGUGGUAAAUCUCAGCACAUGGAUCAUAUGGUGUUAUGAAUGUGAUGAAGAGCUGUCUACCCAUUGCAACAAGAAGGUUUUGGCUCAGAUAGUUGACUUUCUUCAAAAGCAUGUUUCCAGGACUGAACCUAGUUCCUCCUCAAAAACCAUAAGACUUCAUGAAGAAAACAGUGAAGCAAGUGAGAUAUUGAAAGGAAAAGGCUCUGCAAAUGGUGCAUUGAUUCCUGUUAAAGGAAUAAACAAUUUAGGGAAUACGUGUUUUUUUAAUGCUGUUAUGCAGAACCUGGCACAGACUCACAUAUUAAAUGAACUAAUGUAUGAGAUGAAGGAAAAGGGAACAAAGUUAAAAAUCAGCCAAGUUGCAGAUUCUCAACUGGAUCCAUUGGUGGUGAACCUCUCAGGCCCUGGACCUCUGACUUCUGCCAUGUUCUUGUUCCUUCAUAGCAUGAGGGAGGCUGGAAAAGGCCCUCUUUCUCCCAAAAUUCUGUUCAGCCAGCUCUGUCAAAAGGCCCCUCGGUUUAAGGGUUUCCAACAGCAGGAUAGCCAAGAGCUUCUCCACUACUUGUUGGAUGCAAUGAGAACAGAAGAAACAAAGCGGAUACAAACUGGUAUCUUAAAAGCAUUCAAUAAUCCAACCACUAAAACAGCAGAUGAGGAAACUAAAAGAAAAGUCAAAGCAUAUGGAAGAGAGGGUGUGAAGAUGAACUUCAUAGAUAGGAUCUUUGUUGGUGAAUUGACUAGCACUGUCAUGUGUGAGGAAUGUGAAAAUAUUUCCACAGUAAAAGAGCCUUUCAUUGAUCUUUCACUUCCUAUAAUAGAGGAGAGGGUCUCAAAACCUGUGCCUUUGGGAAGGACAAGUAAAGGUAAAACUGCACUGGAGGUGGAUUUUGGUCACUGCAACUGCCCUUCUGUUACUGCUCUAAAUAAUCAGCAAGCAAAAAUCACCAAGAAACACUCUUUAACAAAAGAUAAGAAUCAGUUAAAUUAUGAAAGACGCCUUUCCAGAAAAUCCUCCUCUGGUGGGGAAGAUAGAAGUCCUGUUAUCAUGCAUGAAAAGGAUGGUAAUCUUGAAGCAGAAUGUGGCUCUGGAGUUCUGUAUUCGGAAGACACAAUUCCUGAGUCUGCAGUAAAUGGAAGUCAGACUGAAGGCAGUGAAAAAGAUAUCAGUUGUUCUGAAAGUAGUGUUGAUGCAGACAGCGAAGCCUCGGAAGGCGAAAGUGCUUCUACACAGUCACUUUUUGGCACAUCCAGUAACACAUCUGGUUUGCAUGUCGACCGACUCAACCAUUUAUCAGGAAAUGUCAAACCACAAAACAGCAAACCAAGCGAUAGUCACAAUGAGGUGACUGUUAUCACUGCCAUAUCCAAACUCAGCCUCAGCAAUACUGUAAAAGAAUGUGAAGAGGGGGAUUCACCAUUGAGUUUGUCAAACAAUUCAGUGUUUUCAGUGGAAAAGUCCCCUUUGUCCAAAAAUCCCCAAAAUGCUUUUCAGACCCUUUCUCAAACAUAUUCAACUAGCUCUAAAGAAUGUUCUGUUCAGUCCUGCCUCUACCAGUUUACAUCUGUGGAGCUGUUAAUGGGGAACAACAAGCUUUUAUGUGAGAGUUGUACAGAAAGGAAACAAAAGUAUCAAAAGAAAACAAACUCCACAGAAAAGAAAAUGGAAGGUGUGUACACUAAUGCCCGGAAACAACUGCUAAUUUCUGCAGUUCCUGCCAUUCUUGUUCUCCAUCUGAAAAGAUUCCACCAGGCUGGUUUGAGUCUGCGGAAAGUAAAUAGGCACGUGGAUUUUCCACUGGUUUUAGACCUAGCACCAUUUUGUUCUGCUUCCUGCAAGAAUGUGACAGAUGGAGCAAGAGUUCUAUAUAGUCUUUAUGGAAUCGUAGAACACAGUGGUUCAAUGCGAGGUGGUCACUACGCAGCAUAUGUGAAAGUCCGAUCACCCUCCAAGAAAUUACUGGAGCAUAUUUCUAUCAAUAAAAAUGGUCUAGGUUUAAAAGAAGCUGUAGGAGCAUCCACAGGACAAUGGGUGUAUGUUAGUGAUGUCCAUGUCCAAAUGGUUCCAGAAUCAAGAGUACUGAAUGCACAAGCUUACCUUCUUUUUUAUGAAAGAAUAUUAUAAGAGUGUUCAUCAAUUUAAUUUAAAAAUUAUAAUGGUUAUUUAGUCUAUAUUAUUUAAACGCUGCAUUGGUUACAGUACUUGCAAGUAUUGUGCCUUUAUCUGGCCUCUUGUAGAGAGCUUACCCUAUGUUGACUCUAAAUAUCACUCAUUUAUCAUCUGUAUCUGAAUGCCUCCUUUAAAUAUGCACUUUGUCUUGAAAGUUCCUGAAUUCAGCUAGAGAGAAACAGACUUGAGUGGAUCUGAGAUGUGGUAUAAAAAUACUCUGUUGAGGUCACUGGGAGGUUUGCUGUUGACUUCAGCAAGGUGUUAAAACAGUAAAGAGUAAAAAUGAGAUUGGUGAUAUUAAGUGCCUGGGUUCCUUGAUGGAAAGUAAUAAUGCAAAAUGCUUUACGUUCAUUGGGAUUUAGCCCAGACCAGACCAAGGGCUGGGUUAGAUAUUUGAAUUUAAGGAUACUGCAGAACAAAAUGGAACUGAUUAGACUGUGAUACUAGACUAAGCAGCUGGAAAUCAGUGAGAUCCUCACUGAAAUGACAGUGAUUGGAUAAUGUCACAAUGUAGUUUUCUGAUAUACUUUUAUGAAGUGAUUUAAAAUAUAGUGUCUGCCUGUUAAUGCUUUCUGAUGAUGAAUAAAGUAUUUAAGGUGUGAAUACUUGUAAACACCAUUUAAGUCUGAUAUGCUUCCUCUGAGCCACUGCUGAUUGGCAUUAAAAAAAUGCCCUGUGGUAUAAACAUGCCAUAAAUCUAUUAUUUGCAAGUCUAAUGGUUUAAUAUAUUUUUUGGUAAAUAAGAGAAUUACAAAUAGUUCCAUAUUAUUAAACACUCAUUUGCUGUUUUUUGCUACACAUGUAAUGAUUAUUGUGAGCUUGUAUGUGAGUAUGAAUGGAAUUGUUCAAGGACAACAGUAAUUCGAUUACUCUUAGUUCUGAAAACUAAUUAGUUCAUCUAUUACUGAUUUAUGUUUCUCACAUAAGGAGUAAGUUACAAAUUAUUUUUUGUAUUGUGUGUGUGAGUGGGGUGGCAGACAACUCAGGCGUAUGACAACUCAGGCAUAUGUAUCUUCUUUUUGUAGUCAGUUAUGUCAGCUGUCUGAAUUUGCCAAUAAUACUCCUGCUGCUCUUGGUGUUCUGAAAAUGUGCUGCCUGCGGCACCUGUGCUGCUCUUUUCCCAGUUUGUAAUAGAUGAUGAUGGUUGUCAAUAUUUGACAUUAAAAUUAUUUUUUUU
This is a messenger RNA of Gavialis gangeticus (Gharial), 3695 nucleotides long. It is a transcript of the gene USP45, whose product is annotated as ubiquitin specific peptidase 45. Lineage: Eukaryota; Metazoa; Chordata; Crocodylia; Gavialidae. The coding region runs from base 8 to 2473 and encodes 821 amino acids. The transcript has 17 exons. Gene Ontology annotation, biological process: protein deubiquitination. The record is from RefSeq and is a predicted model, not a curated record. Gene Ontology annotation, molecular function: cysteine-type deubiquitinase activity; cysteine-type endopeptidase activity; zinc ion binding. Gene Ontology annotation, cellular component: nucleus; cytosol.